Mesorhabditis spiculigera is the source of this 456-nucleotide messenger RNA. Lineage: Eukaryota; Metazoa; Nematoda; Chromadorea; Rhabditida; Rhabditidae. The record is from the annotation of a GenBank genome assembly.
AUGCACGUCUCGACAAACGUGGCCAUCACCACGGCCACCGUAGGCACCGGGGCGGCUACGGGAAUUGUGCUCGUUUUAUGCGCCCAAAUCGUCGCCGACAUCAACGAGUUCUCCCUGCAGGCCAACGACGAUUUUCAGGAGUUCCAGAACUUUGCGGACGACGCCUGGGGCUCGAUGGUAGAGCAAAUCGCAACGGCAAAGGAUACGGAGCACCUGGAGAUGAUGGAUACCCGGGCCAGCCGGGCCAGAAAGGGCUCAGCGGAUAUUCCGGGGGAGCCGAAGGGCCGGCUGGACGUCCUGGACAUGAUGGUCGAUCUGGAAACCGAGGAUCGCCGGGACGGCGUGGGGAUAGAGGAGAACGCGGAGAGCCAGGUGACGAAGGAGCACCAGGAGCCCCAGGCCGGCCCGGCCAGAUUGGAGCCCCUGGAGCCGAUGGGAGAAGAGUACGGAUUUGCC